Molecule: messenger RNA, 1105 nt
Organism: Alnus glutinosa
Lineage: Eukaryota; Viridiplantae; Streptophyta; Magnoliopsida; Fagales; Betulaceae
Product: agamous-like MADS-box protein AGL18
Exons: 8
Coding region: 188-916 (242 amino acids)
Biological process (GO): positive regulation of transcription by RNA polymerase II
Cellular component (GO): nucleus
Molecular function (GO): protein dimerization activity; RNA polymerase II cis-regulatory region sequence-specific DNA binding; DNA-binding transcription factor activity, RNA polymerase II-specific
Source: RefSeq, a predicted model, not a curated record
UUCUCUAUCCCAAUAAUGGUCGUACUUUCCUUCAUUAGCCCCUAAGAAUCCCUAUCUUUUUCAAGCAAACACAGUUAUAUAUAGUGCUUCCUUUCCUCUCUUCUUCCUCCCAUAUGAAUGCUAGCUAGCGUUUGGGGGGCAGGAAAAGAAAAAUUAUCUGAGAGAAAGAGAGACGCAGGAAAAAACAAUGGGUAGAGGUAAAAUCGAGAUAAAGAGGAUCGAUAAUCUGAACAGCCGGCAGGUCACGUUUUCGAAACGCCGUACUGGGUUGCUCAAGAAGGCCAAGGAACUGUCGGUUCUGUGCGACGCCGAGGUUGCAGUCGUCAUUUUCUCUAGCACAGGGAAGCUCUACGAGUUUUCCAGCUCUAGCAUGGAGCAAACUCUUUCAAAAUACAGCAGGAGUCUGGAUUUGGAUCCUUCGGAUAAGCUUGCAACAGAGCAGGUGCAAGAUGACGUGAAUGCACUGAAGGAUGAGUUUGAUAAGCUACGGUUGGCAUACCUGCGGAUGUUGGGUAAGGAGCUGGAUGACUUGAGCUUCAAAGAGUUGCAGCACCUAGAGGAACAGUUGAGUGAAGGGAUAUUAUCUGUGAAGGACAAGAAGGAGGAAGUGCUUUUAGAGCAACUCAAGAGGUCCAGGUUACAGGAACAAAAGGCCGCGCUAGAGAAUGAGACCCUGCGCAAACAGCUUGAGGAAAUGCGGCGAAGCUGCAAGUCGCCUUUCCUUCAAUUCAACCCUGUGGAGAGGAGGUUUUGUCUCACAGAUUCAAAAGCUGUCUCUACCUCUGCAUCUGAGGAAAGUGAGCAUUCAGACACUUCUUUGCACUUGGGGCUGUCUGCAGAUGUUCGUAGGAAGAGAAAAGCACGAAAGAUUGAACAUAGAUGCAAUGACUCAGGGAGUCAAGUGGCGUCGGAGUGAUAUUUUCAUUAAGAAGUUGCUGUUUGGAGUUAGAUAAUUGUAUUUAGUAGUAAAGUAAUGUUACUCUUUACACUCAUUUAUCACGUCCAUUUCAUACCGACUGAUGUGAUGUGUAGUGUGUUUUAAUUGGAGCCACUUAAAACACGCCAUCAACCGGUCUAAAAUGAGUAUAAUAUAAAUGGGUGAAAA